AUGAAGAAACCAUUAGCAACGAAAAGACUACCUGUUGAGUGGAAGAAGGCAUUUGGAAAUGAUACAUUCAGGACAGAAGCCAGGACGGAUAAUCAAGUAUGGUACCUGAGAACUGCAAAGCUGGCUCUGGCCUUGGCGAUUAUCCGCUCAAAGCCAGCAGACAGAAGCAGCAGAGAACACACAGAGCACCUUGCGAGGGUCGUGUCGGGGCAGGAGUCGGAGUGGAGAUCUAGAGUUGAAACCCUGGAAGCUGAAGUUUUGCAGUUGCGUCAAAAACUUCUUCUGAGCAGGAUGUGUUCCGGAUUGUUUAAGAGUGGAGACUCAUCUUCCCAGCUGCAGGCCCAGGAGCCUGGAAGUUCUGAAAAUACAUUAACUGGGCUGGAAGAUUCUGGGUGUGAUUUAUCAAAUGAGCAGAGAACUGAACCUUCAGAGGUGUCUCAAGAUUUUGUGGAGAGCUGCACCCCCACACUCUUUCCACCACUGCCAAUUGCAAAGAAACACUGUGCGACUUCAAAAAAUCCUUUGUCUUCUCACAUGCAAUUUUUGCAACAUCUACUUGAACUGAAGAACUGGACAGGAUCAGGGAGUCUUAAAACAGACUUAAGCCACUUGGAGAACACCUCUUCCACGGUAUCUGAUUCUGUUUUUCAGUUGCUAGAAGGCCUGAUCACUUUUUACCGUGACCCAAAAUUUCCUCUUUCAAGCUUUUGGACAGAAGCUGUUGCUACUUUAGCUAGACUGCUCAGUGAUUGUAACUUAUCUAGUCAUAUUCUUAAAACGUGUUCCAAGAAGUUGGAAGAAUUUGAGAAAACUCUACUGCACAUUAUUUUAAGGAGCAACCAUAUAAAUCGGUUUCAGGUACAGCAUUGUGUGUCUCAGAGUCUGGUAACCCUGGGAAGUUGCAGCUUGUUGAGAAAAUCUAUAAUAUCUCUGCUUCUAUCAGAAGUAAAUAGCUUCAUUGAUGAUCUGGAUACCAUCAAUCAGGUGCAAGCCAGGUAUGAUGCUUCACGCUAUGAAAAUAUUUUCUCCCUCUUUUGGGUUCUGGAGCAGCUUCUUCAAAAGGAAAACGAAGAAGGCAAUACUUUGAGUUUGGGGCAUGAUGAUCAAGAAAUCAAGAAGUUUCUUCAGAAGCAUGAUGACGCUGUUUUGCAACUCUCUGAUACAUUUCCUUUAUUUACUUUUUAUUUAUGGAGACUGGGCAUUCUCUUGAACUCCAUAGAAAUAAAAACUGUUGAAAAUAACUCACUUCCUUAGCAAUUUACCAAAUA
Myotis brandtii (Brandt's bat) is the source of this 1268-nucleotide messenger RNA. RefSeq names its product meiotic double-stranded break formation protein 4 (gene MEI4). NCBI's taxonomy places the organism in Eukaryota, Metazoa, Chordata, Mammalia, Chiroptera, Vespertilionidae. The record is from RefSeq and is a predicted model, not a curated record. Gene Ontology annotation, cellular component: lateral element. The transcript has 5 exons. Bases 1 to 1254 code for a protein of 417 amino acids. Gene Ontology annotation, biological process: DNA recombination; meiotic DNA double-strand break formation; oogenesis.